CGUCUCGCGCGCUGCUGCCACCGCGAUGGGGAAUUAACUAAAGUUGUCCGCGAGCAUCGGGAGAUGUGAAGGAUGUAAUCUGAGGGAAAAGCGGAUCGUGUUUCAGUCAUGCAGGAGCAGAUGAAGAUGAAGAUCCCACAGGACCUGCUAUCAAUCGCUCUUUUCUAAACCAUUUCCACCGAGACGCUUGAGGAUGAAAUCGGAGUGAGUCCGGAUCCAUGUCAUGAUGGACGUGUUCAGUUUCGUGAGGAGCCCCAGGACCAAAGCCUCGAGCUGUGCGUCGGGCCCCGGCAGCUGGGCCGCUCAGGGGCCUCAGGGGCCCAAUGGCUGGGAGAUGGCGUCCGCUAGAGAGGCCCGAGACUGCUACAGCAAUCAUCUCUCCCAGUCCAGCUCUCUGGAGGAGGUUCGUGUUGAUGUGGAGAAGUUUGUGCCUCCAGCACCCAGAAAGGUUGAAAUGAGACGCGACCCGGUUCUCGGCUUCGGCUUCGUGGCGGGCAGCGAGAAACCAGUGGUGGUUCGAUCCGUUACUCCAGGAGGUCCUUCAGAAGGGAGGCUGAUCCCAGGAGACGAGAUCGUGAUGAUAAAUGAUGAAGCCGUGAGUUCGGCUCCGAGGGAACGGGUCAUUGAUCUGGUCAGGAGUUGUAAGGAGUCGAUCAUCCUGACGGUGGUUCAGCCGUACCCUUCGCCCAAAUCUGCCUUCAUCAGUGCGGCUAAAAAGGCCAAGCUGAAAUCCAACCCGGUCAAAGUGCGCUUUGCUGAAGAAGUCAUUAUUAACGGACAAGUACCGGAAUCGGUGAAGGAUAAUUCCCUGCUCUUCAUGCCAAACGUGCUGAAGGUGUAUCUGGAAAACGGACAAACGAAAUCCUUCAAGUUUGACUGCAACACCUCCAUUAAGGAUGUUAUUCUGACGCUGCAAGAGAAGCUGUCGAUUAAAAGCAUCGAGCACUUCUCUCUGAUGCUGGAGCACAAGAUGGACGGAUCUGCAACCAAGCUGAUGCUUCUUCACGAGCAGGAGAUGCUGAUGCAGGUCACUCAGAGACCAGGAUCACACAAGAUGAAAUGUUUUUUCCGCAUCAGUUUUCUUCCGAAAGACCCGGUGGAUCUUCUGAGGAGAGACGCCGUCGCCUUCGAUUACCUCUACGUCCAGAGCUGUAAGGACGUGGUUCAGGAACGCUUCGGCUCCGAGCUCAAAUACGACACGGCUCUUCGUCUGGCGGCUCUUCAGAUGUACAUCCUCACGCUCAGCACCAAGCAAACGCAGAAAGUGUCUCUCAAGUACAUCGAGAAGGAAUGGGGUUUGGCCCAGUUUCUGCCUCCAGCGGUUCUGUCCAGCAUGAAGGAGAAGAACAUCAAGAAAGCUCUCACGCACAUUCUCAAAACCAACCAGAACCUGGUGCCUCCUGGGAAGAAGCUGACGGCGUUGCAGGCGAAGGUCCACUACCUGAAGUACCUGAGCGAUCUGCGGCUGUACGGAGGACGAGUGUUCAAAUCCACGCUGGUCCAAGGAGAGAAACACACGGAGGUGACGCUGCUCGUGGGCCCGAGGUACGGCAUCAGUCAUGUGAUCAACACCAAGACCAAUCUGGUGGCUCUGCUGGCCGACUUCAGCCACGUCAACCGCAUCGAGAUGUUCACCGAGGACGAGCGGAACGUGCGCGUCGAGCUCCACGUCUUGGAUGUUAAGCCCAUCACACUUAUAAUGGAGUCGAGUGAUGCGAUGAACCUGGCGUGUCUGACGGCCGGCUACUACAGACUGCUGGUCGAUUCACGGAGGUCCAUCUUCAACAUGGCGAACAACAGUACCGCUGCGGGACAUGACUCAAGGAUCAAGCACAACUACCAGGCAAUCGACUGGAAUUACGUUCCCUGUGGUGAAUACGAUGACCCCCACCCCGAAUACCCCGUCUGUGGGCGAAGAGAGUGUGAUAUUGCCCCCACCGUCUCUGAAAUCCACCAGUCGCAUCGCAUGCACAUGGAGGAGAAGGCGGAGAGGGCGAGCCGAGGAAGCCACAUGCAUCCACAGCCCUACUUCAGUGUCCCCAAAGGCAAACCUCAAGAAUCGCCCAGAAGCGCCAAGGUGUCCUUCAUAUUUGGCGAGCCACCGCUGGAGUGCGUGAACCCGCAGAACUUGGGAUACCAAAGACUGAUGGAGGACAUCCCAGAAGUGCUGGAGGAACACCGGUACAUGUACGCGCAGCAGAAAGACUACAAGCCUCUGGAGGCAUCGAUGGAGGUCGACGGCUUCCAGUACGGCUCCCACAUGGUCUACGGAGACGCCAAGAUCUUCGGUACAACGGAAGGCAUCGAGGAGCCUCUGCUGCGCGACAUCUGCUACGCCGAGACUACGGAUGACGCCGAAGACGAGGACGACAUCAGCUGCGAGGAGGACAUGAUGAUGAUGAUGAUGAUGGGGGAGAUGAAGGACAAAGCUCACUCUCUCCUGUCGCUCUCGGAGUCCAGCGACGACAUAAUCGACCUCACCUCGCUCCCUCCGCCUCCUGAAGGGGGCGACGAGGAGGACAACGACGACCUGCUGCAGUCGCUGAACUUGGCGAUCGCCGCUCCGCCGCCCGGCUUCAGGGACAGCUCGGACGAAGACGACCACCAAGACCGUAAAAGCGUGGCUUUGCUAAAAAAUGACAUCCCCGUGUCGCUGAUCGACUCGGUGCCAACGGUGGCAGGCGGGAGCGAGGAGGUGUUCAACGACGCUGUCGUCACCACACUACAAGCACUCGAGGCCUUGGCCGCCUCUGAGGAACACUCUCACCCACAAUCGGACAAUAGUUCAGGUGUAGAAAUAUCUCGGUCCUUUAGCCCCGAGUCCUCUUCUGAUUCUGGGAAUGAGACAAAUUCCUCCGAAAUGACGGAGAGCUCAGAGCUGGCCGCGGCUCAGAAACUCUCCGAAAACUCUCUGAAAAUGUUGGUAGCCACUGCGGAAGGCUACCAAACUCUAGCCGAAGAGGAGACCGAGUUUCGAUUGGCGCCGUGUAGCAUCCGAUCGUCCCUAGAUGAUCCCCAGUCCUCCGCGGUCGCCACUCUUCGCUCGGAUCACUUCGAGAUGGAACCGGAAACGAUGGAAACCAAGUCGUUGACGGACUACUUCAACAAAAUGCACAGGGAUGUGAUGAUGGGAAUGCCGAAGAUCGAGGAGCAAGAUGGUGGGGGGAAAUCGAGCGCUGAUGCAGAAGCCCGUCAGAUGAAUAUCGCAGAAUCAGAAGAUCUUGUCGGGAUGUACAACAACUUCAAUGGACGAGAUUCCCAGCGUUCGAGUCCCUUUGACAGGGAGAGGAUGUCUUAUGCAUUUCACGAAAGCAAUCAAAGAUUGCAUAUGCUUCUGAAUAAUAAAUCCGAAGAGCACAUUUACUCCGAAGUGGCUGGCGAUAGCGGUCCAUUGCACGCAGACAGGGUAACGCAAAAAGCCACUUUGGAGGACUCAACAGACUUGAACACAAGUUCCCCCGCCAAAGAACAAUAUCUGAUCGAGCGAUCCCGGAACGAACCCCAACCGAGCAAGCCGGCUUCCUCCGAACAAGAAGUGACGCGGUUGUACGAGUACCACUUGUCCAAAAGGAUGUCGUCUUUACAGAGCGAGGGGAAUCAUUCCCUGCAGAGUUCCCAGUGUUCGUCCAUCGACGCCGGCUGCAGUACGGGGAGCAGUACGCCGAUGGACUCUCCUCUGUGCACGGUAGAUAGCGUCCAUCUGCACGCCGAGUCCUCUCUGAAAGGUCAGAGCGUAGAUGGAACGUUUUUGCGGAAACACCACGGACAAGCUGGCUCUGAGUCGGGCCGGGAGGGAUGCCAAAGGUUGCCCAAGAUCAGGGAAACUACAGGUACUUGCAUUUACAUUCAGAGUUAUGCAUUUGGCAGAAGCGAGUUACGUUUCGUUCAAGGUACACAUUUUAUCAAUUCUUGUUUUUCCUGGGAAUCGAACCCAUGAUUAUUGGU
Rhinichthys klamathensis goyatoka is the source of this 3945-nucleotide messenger RNA. It is a transcript of the gene frmpd4, whose product is annotated as FERM and PDZ domain containing 4. Gene Ontology annotation, cellular component: cytoskeleton. The record is from RefSeq and is a predicted model, not a curated record. The coding region runs from base 224 to 3937 and encodes 1237 amino acids. Lineage: Eukaryota; Metazoa; Chordata; Actinopteri; Cypriniformes; Leuciscidae. The transcript has 16 exons. Gene Ontology annotation, molecular function: protein binding.